CAUCCAUGGUUUGAUAUGAGAGUUUGAAGUUAUUUUGGUUUUUGAAAAGUUUUACUCAUUUUAUCGAUUUUGAAAAGCAUUAUUAUUUCAUAAUGAUGUAGAUAUAGACGAUAAACAUAUAAAGAUAUCUAAAUUUACAAGUAUCGUUAUCAGAAUCAAGUUUCUUAGCGUCAUAUGAACCUAUUUGUUUAACUAUGGAUGCAAAAGGUACACAAGUGCAUGCCAAGGCAAAGCAAUCUAAAUCAAGAGCAGGUCCGUGUCCAUGGCUCUGUAACCCAGUACCAACUAGUGUGCCCGCCCCCGGUAAAGCACAGGCUGUUAUACAUCCUAGAAAAGAUGUGUUCGUUCUGAAGGUUGCAAAAAUAGGGCCAAACGGUGACCGUCGUUGCAAGAUGGAACUGGAACUGGUGACGCCUAAAAGAUCUGAGAAGCCUGUCCCCUUCCGCCUGGAUACUAGAGAAGUUCAAUGUGAACCGGAAGUUGAUCCUUGCUGUUGCAACAAACCAAAAAAGAAGAGGAAAUAAAUCCACUUUCAAGGCUAAAUAAUUCCUUUUGAAGAAUCUAUGAAUAAUUAUUAAGUUUACGCAACAAUAAACUAAUAAAAAU
Molecule: messenger RNA, 606 nt
Organism: Maniola jurtina (meadow brown)
Lineage: Eukaryota; Metazoa; Arthropoda; Insecta; Lepidoptera; Nymphalidae
Exons: 2
Coding region: 195-524 (109 amino acids)
Source: RefSeq, a predicted model, not a curated record